Molecule: messenger RNA, 906 nt
Organism: Rhinopithecus roxellana (golden snub-nosed monkey)
Lineage: Eukaryota; Metazoa; Chordata; Mammalia; Primates; Cercopithecidae
Product: cytochrome P450 4Z1-like
Molecular function (GO): oxidoreductase activity, acting on paired donors, with incorporation or reduction of molecular oxygen; heme binding; iron ion binding
Source: RefSeq, a predicted model, not a curated record
AUGGAGCCCUCCUGGCUUCAGGAACACAUGGCUCACCCCUUCUUGCUGCUGUUCCUCUUCUGCAUGUCUCUGCUGCUUUUUCAGGUAAUCAGGUUGUACCGGAGGAUGAGAUGGAUGAUCAGAUCCCUGCACCUGUUUCCUGCACCCCCUGCCCACUGGUUCUAUGGCCACAAGGAGAUAAAGCAUGAGUGGGCAUAUCCAGAGCAAAGACAAGUUUACCCAGUAAAGGAGUUUGAGGUGUAUCAUGAGCUGAUGGAAGAACACCCAUGUGCCCCUCCCUUGUGGGUUGGACCCUGUACGAUGUUCUUCAGUGUCCAUGAUCCAGACUAUGCCAAGAUUCUUCUUGUCUUUAAAAGUCUGCUCUCACUUUUGGACCUUUGCCCAAAAGGGAUGAAAGAGGAAAAGAAAGUAAUCCAGGACCAGAAGGAGUCUCUUAAGGAUAAGCUAAAACAAGACACUAUUCAGAAAAGAUACCAGGAUUUUCUGGACAUGCUUUUGAGUGCCAAAAGCGAAAACACCAAAGACUUCUCUGAAGCAGAUCUCCAGGCUGAAGUGAAAACGUUCACGAUUGCAGGACAUGACACCACAUCCAGUGCUAUCUCCUGGAUCCUUUACUGCUUGGCAAUACCUGAGCAUCAGCAGAGAUGCCGAGAUGAAAUCAGGGAACUCCUAGGGGAUAGGUCUUCUAUUACCUGUUAUUUAUCCUUAGACUCUGUAGAACCUAGGGCCAUUCUUAUUUCUCAGAGAAGGAGAAAGAGGAGAGAGCUCUCAGGACUGUCCAAACAGGCACAGGAUUAUCAAGGUGCAAAGGUACAGAAUCCUGCCAUAUGGACUGAGGAGUGGGACAAAUGGAAGAAGACCAUUGCUGAUGCACAUCUGAAAUCUUCUGAACACAUUUCCCAGUGA